This is a messenger RNA of Daphnia carinata, 3289 nucleotides long. Its product is annotated as extracellular signal-regulated kinase 2-like. Lineage: Eukaryota; Metazoa; Arthropoda; Branchiopoda; Diplostraca; Daphniidae. The record is from RefSeq and is a predicted model, not a curated record. The transcript is spliced from 10 exons. Gene Ontology annotation, molecular function: ATP binding; MAP kinase activity. Bases 469 to 2430 code for a protein of 653 amino acids. Gene Ontology annotation, biological process: intracellular signal transduction; protein phosphorylation. Gene Ontology annotation, cellular component: nucleus; cytoplasm.
UCUUCUUUACAUGUUUUCUAUUCUGUGCUUUUUUUUCAACUUAAUUUCUCCACGUUUUUCGUUUGUUACGCUCAUUUUUGUGAGCUUGUUUUUCAUUCUGGAUAUUUAAACAAGAGAAAAUCAACAACUAAAAGGAUGUGACAUUGUAGAAGGACCAUCGACAAAGCCAAGAAAAAAAAAAAAAACAGAGAAACAAGCGAGAAAGUUUCGCACGAUUCUCAGCAGACACAACAAGCGGCCAGUCUCUUUUUUUUGCUAAACUGUGGCUGACCUCGUGGUCCAUCAAACUCUUUCGAGCUAUUCCAGUUGCCUUUUCAAUUGCUUCUAUGCCUAUGGAAAAUUUGUGCCACGGCAGGUCGAGCCCCCUCCUCCGGUUGACAUAGAUACUUACCUGCCAGGUAGACGGGGGCACGUCUAAAAGCUGAGAACAAAGACCAGAAGCAAAAAAAAAAAAGGAACGCCAAGGCAAUGGCUGACAUUUGCGAAGUGGAUAUGCACAUCAGCAAGCGCUACGAUGUCAAAAAGCGGCUCGGCAAAGGCGCUUACGGAAUCGUCUGGAAAGCCGUCGACAAGAAGACGGGCAGCGUCGUGGCCGUCAAGAAAAUUUUCGAUGCCUUCCGAAAUCAGACGGACGCCCAACGGACUUUCCGUGAAAUCAUGUUCCUGCAACACUUUGGCGAUCACCCCAACAUUAUCCGUCUGCUGGACGUCCAUCGAGCCGAUAACGACAAAGACAUCUACCUCGUUUUCGAAUAUAUGGACACGGACUUGCACAAUGUCAUCAAACGUGGAAACAUCCUCAAAGAAGUGCAUAAGCAAUACAUUUUGUAUCAGUUGUUUCGGGCCACCAAGUACCUGCAUUCUGGCAACGUGAUUCAUCGUGAUCAAAAGCCUUCGAAUAUCCUGUUGGACGCAGACUGUCGAUGUAAGAUAGCCGAUUUCGGACUGGCCCGUUCUCUGGUCCAGGACUGUGAAGAAGGCCAGGCGGAUAACGUGAUGACCGACUACGUGGCAACCAGAUGGUAUCGGGCGCCAGAGAUCCUGCUGGCUUCCAAACGGUACACGAAAGGUGUGGACAUGUGGAGUUUGGGGUGCAUAUUAGGCGAAAUACUCCUCGGCCAGCCACUCUUUCCCGGCACUUCUACGCUCAAUCAAUUGGAGAAGAUCAUGGCCUCGAUUCCUCCACCAUCCAAAGAAGAUAUACAAUCGCUUAGCUCUGGCUAUGCGUCUACCCUGCUGGAGAAAUCCAUGAUGGUACCCAAACAACCACUUCGAACCAUUUUGGCUGCUGCUCCUGUGGAUGCCAUCGAUCUCCUGGAAAAGCUGCUAGUCCUCAAUCCGCACAAACGUUUAACGGCCGAACAAGCGCUUGAACAUCCGUACGUCCGGGCAUUCCACAAACCUGAAAGAGAGCCAGCCCUGGAUCACGACGUCGUGCCAACAUUAAGCGAUGCCAUUCAGCUAACUGUGGACGAAUAUCGAACUAAACUUUACGAAGUAAUUGCCUAUCAAAAGCGGCAGGAAAUCCGCGAGCUAUCGCCCUUUAAAUUCAUCCGGGAUUCCAACACGGAUUCAUCUUCACCCAAGAACUCACCGAAAGAAACGAGUAAAACGAUUCCGAAAACAAAAUCCAGCGUAGAUUUGUCAUCAGAGGCUCGUGUUCAACAAUCGAAGAUAAAGUACAGUAGCAUUCCGGCCGAUUCGUCCGGUGGUUCGUUAGGAAACAACCGAUCGGUUGAUUUGCCUCGUCCUCCAGAUCGCAAGUUGGUGAGCAGACAUUCGGAUGAUGUGAUGCGGAAUAGGGAAAAAUCUUCGAAAGUGUUGAGCUCCAAUAAAUUAUCUUCGCCAUCCGCCGCAAUUCCCCGAUCGCAUUCUGGUCAUUGCUUAGUCAAGUACCAUCUGUCCAACUCAUCAACUGACUCGGAUCACAGCAAAGGUUCACCGUUAACGACGAGUUGUUCAGCCAGCCAUUUGCUUGCUUCCAGCAUGGAACAGAAUUGCAAUAUUAGCAAUACGAGUUGUCGGGCAACUGUCAGCAACGCACAACCUCCACUUCGUUCGGCCGGGGUUCCAGCCUCGUCGCAAACCAGCACAACAGCGUCGAGAUUUGCUGGCCGCUAUGGGAAAAACCUAUUCAGCCGAAGUUUAGACAAUCCUGUCAUUACACGGACGGUGACUAUCCCACGGGCAACUUCGGCGGAAAAGGCGCUUGGCAGCACAACGACGGGCGUCGUCCGUGACAAUAAAAUCCCUCGGCCCGCACCGACGUUUGGCAAGAGGCAAUUCACUUCGUUGAACAACGUCUCUAACUUGACGACUAGUGCUGGAGCAACAAACGUAGGCGGAAUUACGGGAACGAGCAAGUUCGUGUCGUCGCACGGCACCAUCACGGCAUCGGCUUUGCAAGAACUGCGUCAAAGUAUCAAAUGAUAACAGGAUUUGAAUCAUUUGGCCUCUCCUUUUCAAGAGAAAAAAAAAAGCAAUUUCUAAUGGGUGAUAUCUCUUUCCCUACAUACAGCUAUUUUUUUUUUGUCGUCACUUUUUCGACACUUGCCAUACGAACAAAAUAACUUUUCUUUGAUACGAGACUCUAGUCUACACUUUCCAGAUACCCCACCCGAUUUUUUUCUUCUUUUAUUUUCUAGAAAUAUCUUAUUUUGGUAUGACCAGGUAUCUCAGGUUCCCUUUAAUAUUUUGCCAAUGGGGAAGACGAAUCGAGCAGAUUUCAGCAUUUCUCAUUGUUAAUUCUUGUCAAGAUGGCGCGAAUUGUAUGAUAAAAUAUUAAGGGAUAUGAUUUAGUCGUAAACUAGAUAGCAAUUCCUCACGCGACGGUCGUGUUUGGUCGAUGAUUCAAUCGACUGAUGUAUUUGGAUAAAAACGACAACCAUUUCACAUUUUUUUUUGUAUGUGUCUAUGUCUAGUUCCUUUUCCCCUAUAUCCACCUUCAAAUUGUACUCCCCUCGUUAUCAACUGCGGAAGUGAUGUGUUUCCAUUUCAGGAAAUAUCCGAACCUUCCGCAUUCGGAAUUACCACGCCCAUCAGAUACGACAUAGGGUGGAGUAGACGCUCAUUCACCCUAUGCUAACAUUGUUCCUGUUGUGUAUCUUGGAAAAACAAAAACAAUGCGAUUUCAAUCACUGGCUGAACGAAAUUUUUCGAAUCGAUUACUAAAACAUUUGCAAAUAUUAAACUUUGUAGCUUCAAUCGUGUAUUGUAUACCAACCCACGAUGGACGUAUUUUUCGAGAGUAACAUUGAGAGAGUCGAGCCAUAAUAUAAUAUCAAAAUGA